CAACAUGUGCUAAAAUUCGCUGAUGUUCUGCAAGCUUUCAUGGAUAGAUUCAAGGCCGAGUGUCCAAGUAUGAGUUCUGUGAGCGGAGUAUUUGGGAAUUACCUCAAUCGACCAUCGAGUACGAGCAGCAGUUCGACAGCGUCUUCUUCUUCAUUCACCGAGGCCUCUACAUCAUCUAGCUCGGAGACAUCCUCCACAUCGUCUGCACAGAUAUCAGCACCGCCGUCAUCCAGUCCGGACACUCCUGCCGAAUCAACCGCUCAACCCCCCUCAACCCCCUCUCCUCAACCUUCGCAAAACCCAGCCCCAUCUACUAAUCUAGGCCUAGGGGCCCCAGGACCACUCCAGGCCUCACCGCCAGCAGCUACAUCACCGGUCAUACUUCCAGGGCUAUCCUCAUCCAUGAGUUCCAACAGCUUGAGCUCUUCAUCAACCGAUUACGUACCACCACCCCACGACCAUUCACUCACAGAGACAGACCACCAACCCACAAUGAGCACCCAAAAGAUAAUCGGCACCACCAUCGGCGGUACACUUGGCAUAGCACUCACCAUUUGCGCUGUGCUCUACCUCCUACGACUCCAACAUCAAAAGCGAAGAGCCCUCCUCGAAGAAGCCAUCACACGAAACGACAACGAUAUACCCAACACUUCAUCGAACCCUCACCCAAAGACCCGAUACUAUGCUCCAAGCUGCUCCCCACACAACCCUGCUCCCACUGUCGCACCCUGGGAUAUCCCAGGUAGUCGCGGCGGGGACGAUGAUAAAAUGCCGAGCUCAACUAACACCAUCGUACCCUCUACAUACAAGACUACGCAUCCAGCACUUAAUCCCAACUUCAAGCUACCCUCGUCUCCGCCGCUGCCUACUUCUCCCAUAGCUGAAGCAGAGUUCCCCCUUACUAAGGCGUUAUCGCGCACGCCGACGGGGGCGACUGAUAUGAGCGCGCAGGAGCCUCCGAGACCUAUGUCUGCAUCUUGGCCGGGGCUUACUGAGUUGAGCGGGGUUAGUGUUGGUCCUGUCGAGUCUUCGACGACGGGGGUGAGUGAGCUUGGUGGGAAGGGGGUUAAGGGGGGAUUGGAGAGUGUGGCGAAGAUGGAUGAUGGGAAGGGUUCAUAA
This is a messenger RNA of Periconia digitata, 1119 nucleotides long. NCBI's taxonomy places the organism in Eukaryota, Fungi, Ascomycota, Dothideomycetes, Pleosporales, Periconiaceae. The record is from the annotation of a GenBank genome assembly.